This is a messenger RNA of Spirodela intermedia, 2196 nucleotides long. The record is from the annotation of a GenBank genome assembly. NCBI's taxonomy places the organism in Eukaryota, Viridiplantae, Streptophyta, Magnoliopsida, Alismatales, Araceae.
AUGGCGUCCCCCCAUCGUUCGGGGACACCCCUAAUCUCCCCCCCUUUCUUUUACGCACCCUUCCUCGCUUCGCGACUCCUCCUCGUCCUCCUUUUCUCUCCCCUAGCGACAGUGCCCGCCGCAGCGACAUCCAACGACACCGACGCUCUAACCGCCUUCCGCCUCAGCACAGACGCGCACGGGAUCCUCGCCUCCAACUGGAGCAGUCCCGACGCCUGCUCCGGUCGAUGGCGCGGCGUCACCUGUUCCCCGGGUUUAGGGCGGGUCAUCUCCCUCUCCCUCCCCGCCUUCGACCUCCGCGGCCCCCUCGACCCACUCGCCCUGCUCGAUCAGCUCCGUAUCCUCGACCUCCGCGGCAACCGCCUCAACGGCUCCCUUGCUCCCGCUUUCCUUCUCCCCAAUCUCAGGCUUCUCUACCUCUCCCGCAAUGAUUUCUCCGGCAAUAUUCCCGCCGCCGGCCUCGCCCGCCUCCCCCGCCUCAUCCGCCUGGACCUGUCCGACAACAGCCUCACUGGCCCUAUACCCAGUGCCGUCGCCCUCGCCCACAUCCCUGGCCUCCGCACCCUCCGCCUUCAAGACAACCUCCUCAUCGGCGGCAUCCCCGAUGUGGCGGCGGCCAUUCCAAGCCUCAAGGAUUUUAAUGUAUCCAACAAUCAGCUCUCCGGCAAGGUGCCCGACGCAGUCCAGGCCAAGUUCGGGAAUGUGUCGUUCGCCGGUAAUGCCGGGCUCUGCGGAUCGAGGGCCCCCCUCCUCCUCUGCUCCUCCACAGGGCGCGUAGGGGGGACGAUGUCGCCUCCUCCGCCGUCUGUCCCUCCCAUCGUGCCUUCGACGCUCACCUCCGAGUUCGGUUCCCUUUCGGCCGGCAGUGGUGGCAACACCAGUGGUACAGAGCCCGGGAAAAGGGGCGGAGACGGCUGGGCGCAGAAAAUGUGCCCCCUGGCCAUUGUGGGUAUUGCGGUCUGCUUCUCCUGGUGUUGACGGUUACUGAUUAUUAUGCGGCGGGGUCUCGAAGAACAAUGGCGAGAAAGGGGAUGGUGGCAUGAUUCACCGCGAUAGUAAUAACACCUACAAUCCUGAUGCAGCGGCAGAGGUCCAUGGCAGCAGCAGCUUGGUAUUCUUCGACAAGCGGCGGGGGUUCGAGCUGGAGGAUCUGUUGAGGGCUUCGGCAGAAAUGCUGGGGAAGGGCAGCCUGGGGACGGUCUACCGAGCGGUGCUGGAGAGCGGCUACGCGGUGGCGGUGAAGCGCCUCAAGGACGCCAACCCUUGCAGCCGAAUCGAGUUCGAGCGGUAUAUGAAGGUGGUGGGCGGCCUUCGCCACCCCAACCUCGUCCGUCUCCGAGCUUACUACUAUGCCGCGCAGGAGAAGCUCCUUGUCUACGAUUACCAACCCAACGGCUCCCUCUUCUCCCUUCUUCAUGGUGUGUUCUCACUCUGCUGCAAAUAAAUGUUGCCCCUUCUUGCGCUGUCGUCUCAGGCUCGUCAUUGUCGUAUGUAUGACGGUAUUGUGCCGCAGGCAACCGGGGAAGGCCACAGAGGGUCCCUCUGGACUGGACCGCUCGGAUCGCCCUGGUGAUGGGCGCCUCUCGCGGCCUCGCAUUCAUCCACGAGCAGUACAGCUCGGCGAGGAUUCCCCACGGGAACCUCAAGUCGUCGAACAUUCUCCUGGACAAGAACGGGAGCCCCUGCCUCUCCGACUUCGGGCUGGCACUGCUCCUGAAUCCUGCGGAUGCAACGGCGAGGCUGGGCGGAUACAGGGCUCCGGAGCAGACAGAGACCAGAACGCUGUCCCAGGAGGCAGAUGUCUACGGGUUCGGCGUGGUGCUACUGGAGGUCCUCACUGGGAGAGUUCCGUCCCAGUGCGGCGGCGACGACGGCGGCGGCACCGUCGGGAUCGACCUUCCGGAGUGGGUCCGGUCAGUGGUGAGGGAGGAGUGGACGGCGGAAGUGUUUGACGCGGAACUGAUGAGGUACAAGAACAUCGAAGAGGACAUGGUGGCGAUGCUGCAGGUGGCCAUGGCCUGCGUGGGCCCGCGGCCCGAGGAGAGGCCUAGGAUGUGCGAGGUGGUCAAGAUGAUCGAGGACAUCAGAGGGGACCUUUCAUCCCUCGUGGACGAGGAGGAACUCGACGAUUCUCUCGCCUCCUCCUCCCCCUCCAUCGUCACCACAGAUUGUGAUGUCAACCGGCCGAGCUAUUGA